Papaver somniferum (opium poppy) is the source of this 1781-nucleotide messenger RNA. RefSeq names its product 26S proteasome regulatory subunit 8 homolog A-like. Gene Ontology annotation, molecular function: ATP binding; ATP hydrolysis activity; proteasome-activating activity. The record is from RefSeq and is a predicted model, not a curated record. NCBI's taxonomy places the organism in Eukaryota, Viridiplantae, Streptophyta, Magnoliopsida, Ranunculales, Papaveraceae. Gene Ontology annotation, biological process: proteasome-mediated ubiquitin-dependent protein catabolic process. The transcript has 9 exons. Bases 57 to 1325 code for a protein of 422 amino acids. Gene Ontology annotation, cellular component: proteasome regulatory particle, base subcomplex.
UAAUCAGAGAGAUCAGACGAGAAAAAAAGCUCAGAAGAAAUUGAUUUUAGCCCACAAUGGCGACAAUGGAAGUUGACACAUAUCAACCAGAAACAACAGCAAAAGAUGCAGCCAGUACGAUAGGACCCUGUACGAUAGGAGCAAGUCUUGGUGAAGGUUUGAAGAGAUACUAUGAACAACACAUUCACGAUCUAGUACUCUUGGAGCAAAAGAAAACUAAUGACCUAAAUCGGUUAGAAGCUCAAAGGAAUGAUCUUAACUCCAAAGUGAGGAUGCUUAGGGAGGAACUGCAGCUGCUUCAGGAACCUGGAUCCUAUGUUGGUGAAGUAGUGAAAGUUAUGGGCAAAUCCAAGGUUUUAGUAAAGGUUCAUCCAGAAGGAAAGUAUGUCGUUGAUAUUGAUAAGAGCAUUGAUAUCACAAAACUCACACCAACAACCAGAGUUGCUCUUCGUAAUGAUAGCUAUGUUCUUCACUUAAUCUUGCCUAGCAAAGUAGAUCCUCUUGUCAACCUUAUGAAAGUUGAGAAAGUUCCUGACUCUACCUACGAUAUGAUUGGUGGUCUAGACCAGCAAAUCAAAGAGAUUAAAGAGGUCAUUGAGCUGCCAAUAAAACAUCCUGAAUUGUUUGAAAGUCUUGGAAUAGCUCAACCAAAGGGAGUCUUGCUAUAUGGGCCACCUGGUACUGGAAAAACAUUGCUAGCAAGGGCAGUUGCUCAUCAUACUGACUGCACUUUUAUCAGGGUUUCUGGUUCUGAAUUAGUCCAGAAAUACAUUGGAGAAGGUUCUAGAAUGGUUAGAGAGCUUUUUGUGAUGGCCAGAGAACAUGCCCCAUCAAUCAUUUUUAUGGAUGAAAUUGAUAGCAUUGGAUCUGCACGAAUGGAGUCUGGAAGUGGCAAUGGUGACAGUGAAGUGCAGCGUACCAUGCUUGAGCUUCUUAAUCAACUCGACGGAUUUGAAGCAUCAAACAAGAUCAAAGUUUUGAUGGCUACAAAUCGGAUUGAUAUUCUGGAUCCAGCACUUCUUAGGCCUGGUAGAAUUGACAGAAAGAUCGAAUUCCCAAAUCCAAACGAAGAUUCCCGUGCUGAUAUCCUAAGAAUUCAUUCAAGAAGGAUGAACUUGAUGCGAGGCAUUGAUUUGAAGAAGAUAGCAGAGAAGAUGAGUGGUGCCUCUGGUGCAGAACUUAAGGCUGUAUGCACAGAAGCUGGGAUGUUUGCUCUAAGGGAAAGGAGAGUGCAUGUAACACAAGAAGAUUUUGAGAUGUCUGUGGCCAAGGUAAUGAAGAAGGAAACAGACAAGAACAUGUCACUUCGGAAGCUGUGGAAAUAGAUUUUCUGCAUUCAGUAUAUCUUUUUCCAGCGACAAAAUGGAACAGCAAAGAAUUCAAAGAAGAGAAGAUACUUAUCUCUCAAUCAGUCAAAUGAACAGAGAAACCAAGGAGAAAACCAUGCAGCCAUGUCUUCCUGAGGUUGUCAAACUAAGAUUGGCCUGUGUAUGUUCAUGGGCUAUUGGCAGCUUGACCAACCCACUAAACUGAGGAACAUAUUUUUUACUCUCAGACUCUUCAGAGUGUUUUCAGAAUAUGAAUUAUUGGGUUUUUAGUUUUAAGAAAAACGCUCAAAACUGCAAAACCAUAGAAAAAUUUGUUAAAAAGGAAGUAUUCCGUAUCGUUGUUUGUGACUUGAGUUGACCCUGGUUAUCAAUGGGGUUGCUUAAGAUUGGUAUUACGUUUGUUUUAGUUUAAACACUGGAAAUAAAGCAGCACCUGAUGUGAUAUUGCAGUUU